AUGGUCUUUCUUCGGGUUCUCCGUUCCUUACCAUGCACAAGUUCAACAUCGAUUCGCCUUCUCGCCACUGAAGCCACAUCCACUGUUGAGGAAAAAUUAAACAGGAAUAUCGUUUUUGACCGCCGUCUAAAAAGAAAACAACGAGAAUGGGCAGUUCGCCAAGCUGACUUCAACGAAGCACAGUAUCUGAAAGAAGAGAUUGGAUGGAGAGUUGCCGAUAAGGUAUUUGACCUCACCAAAUUCAACCCCUUAGCACUGGACAUAGGCUGUGGAGUCGGUCACAUUGCUCCUCAUAUGAUCAAGGAAAAUGUCGGUACUCUUAUACAAUGCGACAUGAGUCCAGCUAUGGUUAACAAAAGUCGUGGACCAGAUGACAAUGAGGUCAAAAUUGAACGUGUGGUGUGUGAUGAGGAAACACUUGAACCUUUCAAGAAUGAUCAGUUUGAUUUAUUACUGUCAUCGAUGUCAGCUCAUUGGAUCAAUGACCUUCCUCAAUGGUUUCGCCGCUGCUACGAUAUUCUGAAACCCGACUGUCCCUUCAUUGGCGCUCUUCUUUCGGAGGAUACUCUUUUCGAGUUAAGAUGCUCGUUACAACUUGCGGAGAUGGAGCGCACUGGAGGUGUCGGUUCGCACAUUUCACCAUUCAUAAAACCACAGGAUAUUGGAAGCCUGUUGAACCGAGCUGGCUUUGAUAUGAUUACGUUAGACAGCGACGAAGUAGAGGUAGGCUAUCCGAGCAUGUUUGCUCUGAUGUAUGAUCUACAGCUGAUGGCUGAAUCACAUUGCACGUACUCACGAAGUCCAGCGCUUCGCAAAGAUGUACUGCUUGCAGCUGAAGCCAUAUACAGGACUAUGUAUGCCAAGGAUGGGAAAUAUCCAGCUACGUUCCGUGUGAUCUCGUUUAUCGGUUGGAAACCUGGACCAGAGAUGCCGAAGCCAGCAAAACGUGGAUCGCAGAACGUCUCCUUUAAGGAUCUGGGUAAAAUUGUAGAAGAUCCACACCUUAUGCAGAAGCUGAGCGAGAGGGAAGACACCAAAGAUAGCAAAUAG
Necator americanus (New World hookworm) is the source of this 1050-nucleotide messenger RNA. RefSeq lists its product as uncharacterized. Gene Ontology annotation, biological process: mitochondrial respiratory chain complex I assembly. NCBI's taxonomy places the organism in Eukaryota, Metazoa, Nematoda, Chromadorea, Rhabditida, Ancylostomatidae. The coding region runs from base 1 to 1050 and encodes 349 amino acids. The record is from RefSeq and is a predicted model, not a curated record. The transcript has 9 exons. Gene Ontology annotation, molecular function: S-adenosylmethionine-dependent methyltransferase activity. Gene Ontology annotation, cellular component: mitochondrion.